AUGAUGAAGAAAGUGAUGGCUGACCAGCAGGCCCAAGAAGCAGCGAUGAGAAAUUUGGAGCAAAAAAUGGGACAACUUGGCAGUGCCCAAAAUACUCGACCAACUAGGGCUCUUACUAGUGAUACCGAGCCUAAUCCUAAAGCUCAAGUCAAUGUGGUUACCUUGAGAAAUGGAAGAGUGUUAGAAGAAGUUCCAAAGAAAAAGAAGUAUAUGGCUAGUCUUGAAGGAGAAUUAGUUCCCAAGCUAGUUGAGGAGAAUGAGAAAGAGAAUAAAGGAUCAGAGCCAGUAAUUGUGACAAGGCCACCACCUCCGUUUCCACAAAGACUACAGAAGCAAAAAGAUGAUGCUAAGUACAAGAAAUUCUUAGAUAUUUUGAGCCAAGUGCGUGUGAAUUUGCCUUUGGUGAAAAUUUUGCAGGAAGUGCCUAAACAUAUAGAGUUUGAAACAGUUGCAGUUACUGAAGAGUGCAUUGCUAAAGUUGAGAGUAAACUUCCUCCUAAGUUAAAGGAUCCUGGGAGUUUCACAAUUCCUCUAUCUCUGGAAAAACAAGAAGUUGGUAGAGCCCUGUGUGAUUUAGGGGCUAGUAUAAAUUUGAUGUCAUCCUCUUUGUUUAAGCAACUCGGAUUGGGGGUGCUUAGACCUACUACAAUUACAAUACAGUUAGCAGAUAGGUCACUAGAUGAGGAAGUGCCCAUUAUUUUGGGGCGACCAUUCUUAGCUACUGGUGGAGCGAUUAUUGAUAUGAGGGAAGGGAAGUUAAAGAUGAGAGUUGACGAUGAGGAUGUCACUUUUAAUGUGUACAAGGCACUUGAGCUCCCUAAGCAUUAUGAAGAUUUGUGCAUGAUUACUGUGGUCGAAUUGAAGGGGAUAGAGCAGAGUUCUUAUGUGAAUUAUAGUGAUCCAGAUGGGACAACUGAGUUAGAGGAGGUGGUAUUGCAAGCUGAGUGUGUAAAGAUGAUUGAGAAAAGAGCCAGAGAAGAAAGAGGAGAUCUUCUGAGAGCGUGCAAAAAUGCUAGACUUCAUGGGAGAAAGAAGAAGAGAAAGUGCCCAGCCUGA
This is a messenger RNA of Nicotiana tabacum (common tobacco), 1056 nucleotides long. NCBI's taxonomy places the organism in Eukaryota, Viridiplantae, Streptophyta, Magnoliopsida, Solanales, Solanaceae. The record is from RefSeq and is a predicted model, not a curated record.